This is a messenger RNA of Cucumis melo (muskmelon), 2655 nucleotides long. RefSeq names its product O-fucosyltransferase 37. The transcript is spliced from 6 exons. The coding region runs from base 814 to 2511 and encodes 565 amino acids. The record is from RefSeq and is a predicted model, not a curated record. Gene Ontology annotation, cellular component: cytoplasm. Lineage: Eukaryota; Viridiplantae; Streptophyta; Magnoliopsida; Cucurbitales; Cucurbitaceae.
UUAUGUAUAUUUUAAUCCAUUCCAAUGCUGGAGAAACAUGAAAAAUGAAAAGAUAAAAAAUUCUUUUGAAUGGAACAAAGAUAGCAUUCUUUGGUAAAUGGCACUUUCAAACUACUGGAAAAAGAAUAGUUCCCUUUGUUCUGCUCAUCUUCCUACAGGAUCAUUGUAGGAAAUCUCAUAGAUCAAGAAGUCAUACAUUAUAUGUUGCAUAGACAAGUUGAGAUGUACCAUUACAUCCUUGUGAUUUGAUUAUGUCAAGCAAUUGAAGCUGAUUUCACACUCGGAAGCCAUCACGGCCAUGACUAAUGUUCUUUACACAACCAGGAAAAUCAUCAAUCAUAAGCUUAGUCUAAUUAGUCAUGCAACCAUCUCAAAUUCAUAUCGUUUUCUCCUUAAGCUUCCAUAUAAUGAUUUUCUAUCCAGUGAACUAUUAAUUGAUCCACAAUCAUCGAUAUUACGUUGGUGUUGACUUUGAGCUAACUUGACGAGUUAAAAGGCAUUACAUAAUAACAAUAUUUAAACUUCCAUCUUUAAUAUUAUUAAACUAAAUUACCUGCCCGAGAAUGGACUUUCAUCUAAAUUGAUUACAAACAAAUAUAUCAACCAAAAUUACGAGAAUUUUCUCAGCAGGCAAGGCUGAGAUAAGUUUAUUGGUUGAUUAAAACGGUGGUUUUGUAAAUUAUUUUCUAUUGGUUUGCCGCCAAAUUCAGAAGGCCAUCCCUCAACUGAAAAAACGGUCAUCCUUAACACCUCUUAUGUCCAAUUUAAAACCCCAUUUCUCACUAUCUUUUUUUUUCUUCUUCUUCUUCUUGGAUGACUCAUAGAGUUGCAGAGACCAUGAAACACUCCACCAUGGCCAGACCAAGAAACAUCAGAAGCUCCUUUUCAUCUCUAAACCCACCACCAUUCUUUGAUUUGCUUUCACUCACCAUUUUUGCUUCUUUCUUCUCCCCCAAGAAAAUCCCCAGAACUCUAAACCCUUAUCUUUCUCUCUUCUUUCUGUCCCUUCUUACUUCUCUUGCUUUCUUGGGAAUCUCCACCAUUAAUUUCCUUUACUCAUCCCCAUUUUAUGCAGACUCCUGUUCUCCAAAAUCCCCAAUUUCCUUCUCUUCAACUUCUUCGUCUUCUCAAUCUCGUCUUCUCCUCUCACUUCUCUCUCCAGUGGCUUCUUCAACCCACCAGGAAUUGCCCAAGUUGUCAACCAGUGUCAUGAUCCCAUUGCCAGCCCAUGGAGUUUCUUCCAAUCUCUCUAAUGAAGAAACAGAGUUUUGGAAACAACCUGACGGAGAAGGCUAUAGGCCUUGCCUAGAUUUCAGCUUUGAAUAUAGGAAGGCAUCUGCCAAGAUCUCUAAAGAGAAUAGAAGAUUCUUGAUGGUGAUGGUUUCGGGUGGACUGAAUCAGCAGAGAAACCAAAUUGCUGAUGCUGUUGUAAUUGCUAGGAUUCUUGAAGCUGCUUUGAUCGUUCCCAUUUUGAAGGUUAAUCUCAUAUGGAAAGAUGAAAGUAAAUUCUCGGACAUUUUUGAUGUCGAACAUUUCAAGAAGACGUUACGAGCCGAUGUUCGAGUUGUGUCGUCUCUUCCAUUCAAGCAUUUCAAGUCAAAAGAGACCAAGAUUCCUCAUGAUGUUUCUCCUCAUUGGAUUCGUUCAAGAUUUUUAACACAACUCAAUAAAGAAAGGCUUCUUGUACUAAAUGGGUUGGAUUCGAAACUCUCCAAAAACCUUUCUUUUGACCUGCAAAAGCUCAAAUGUAAGGUUGCAUUCCAUGCACUAAAAUUUGCAGCUGCAAUUCAAGAGCUCGGAAACCAGCUAACUAGGAGAAUGUGGAUUGAAGGACCGUAUAUAGCCAUCCAUCUCCGCUUAGAGAAGGAUGUUUGGGUUAGAUCUGGUUGCCGUACUGGUUUAGGUUCGGAUUACGACGCCAUCAUAGCCAAAACUCGGAAUUCUCAGCCCGAGUAUCUGACGGGAAGGAUAAACAUGAGUCACAUUCAGCGUAGACGUGCCGGAUUAUGCCCUCUAAAUGCUUUGGAAAUUGCUAGACUUCUAAAGGCUCUCGGAGCUCCAAAACAAGCAAGGAUUUACACAGCAGGGGGAGAGCCCUUUGGAGGAAAGAAGGCUUUGCAACCACUUAUUGCAGAAUUCCCAAAUAUUGUAACAAAGUACACAUUGUCAAGAGAAGGAGAGCUCUCACCCUUCAUCAACAAGUCAUCUGCCAUGGCUGCCAUUGAUUACAUUGUGUCCUUGAGCAGCGAUGUCUUCAUGCCGUCCCAUGGUGGAAACAUGGGUCGAGCUAUGCAGGGGCAUCGAGCAUAUGUGGGACACAGAAAAUACAUAAAGCCGAACAAAAGAGCGAUGCUCGAAUACUUUGAUGAUGCAUCGAUAAGUGAAACAGAGCUAGGAACAAUUGUGAGGAAGCUGCAUAAAGGAUGUAUGGGGCAGCCUGAGCCAAGAACAAAGAGGAAAGAUCGUGAUAUUAUUGCAUAUCCUAUGCCAGAAUGUAUGUGCCAAAGCUAACACUAAAACUGCUUCUCUUAUCAUUUAAAACCCUUCAAUUCAAUUCAAUAAAACUGCAUUUUAAUUGUAACUCCAAUCUUGGAAUGCUAAUCAAUGCAACUUCUCUAAUUUUCGAGGCGAAUAAAGCUUAGUCGUCAAUUCUAA